AUGUCUAUCCCCUCGUGUUACAACCUCCAUGCGCCAUCAGAUAGCGAGUUUAUGCCUAUGUCAGAUGCUCAUGUGCCGCUCCCCGGCGACCCCGAUUUUGUUCCGUUGUCUGAAGAAGACAGGGCUAAGUUGAUUGCGGCUCACCAAAGCGGUGAGACGUCCCCUGAAGUGUGCACACUGUUGGAUGUAUUAUCCAAAUACGAAGAUGAUUUAAUGAGUAGUAUGAUUAACGAAGACGCGCUGGCAGGCCCAGCCGAUGGUCACGUUGAUGGGUCAAACGAUGAUGAAUCACCAGCAAUGCAACAAGGGACUUUGGCCGAUUCACAAUAUGUUCAAAAUCCUCAGACGUCCGGGUCAUUUCCGACAUCAGAGAAUUUCACCGCCCCAGUAGCUGGUCUCCCCCAGUUAUCCCACAUCGAUCAGGGACUCUACUACACUGUGCAGACCUCUGCCAUCCCUCAAGCGCCGCAUGAAUAUGACCACGGAUACUUCACGAACGGGCCUCCCAGUGCAUAUUAUACGCAGCCCUCUGUCGCACCGCAAGGCCCCGCAUGGUCGCAACAUGAGUAUAAUCCUGAAUAUUAUGCCAAUGGACCCCCCGGUGCGUAUUAUUCGCAGUCCUCUGCGGUCAUUGCAGCACCGCCGCAAGGCCACGCAUUGGCCCAACAUGGAUACCAUCCCGCUCCCUCUUACCCUUACCAACAACCUCCCACCAUCGCGGGUCCAUCCAAUGUCGAUCACCCCACCGAGACAUUCCCUCAAGGUCAAUAUGCUCCCUUGCAAACGGAAUCUAGUGAGGACUCAGACAUGGAGCUAGCUUCCUCUGCUCUCGACGGAACGGCCAGGCCUCGCAAGCGUAAAACCCACCUUGCACCAACGACGCGCAAGCGCCGACGCCCGAACAUGACCGACGAUUGCACACCGGGAAAGUUUGGUCCAUACACGCCAGCGGACGCCAGCGCCACGAUCAUGACCAAGCCUAUUCAUGACCCAAAGCCUGUCGACAUCAGUAGCCGCAGGACCCAUGAUCCCAACGGCAAUCCCCUUCGAACGAGGAGAUUUGGGGCGAUGGAACUGGACGAUACCUACCCCGAUGGAUCCGGAAACGUCCCUGACCGACAUUCGCCACAGCUGAUAUGUGUACGCUCAUGCGAUUGGACCGACCAGCCAUGCGGUCUAUUCAUCGAGAUGGACAAGGCCCGGAUCGAACACCACCUGUGGUUUUGGCAUGGGGUUGAGGCGAAGAAACCCACUCCCUGCCAAUUCAAGGAUUGCCCAGACGCAGGAACGAUGAUGUAUCUGAGCCGUCACAUCGGAGGGGUCCACUUCGAUACGUCCUACCAAUGCCCCUAUUGCAAGAAGUUGUGGUCGAGGACCGAUGCUUUGGUUCGGCAUCAAAAGGGGUGCAAACGAUUGCUUGCUAGCAGGGCCCACGCUAAGCAUGGAAAGUACGAAUUUUCUCUGCAAGCGAUGAUCAAGUCGGUUUCUGGGUAUAUCGUUCCUGCUAGGAACGCGACCUAG
Molecule: messenger RNA, 1521 nt
Organism: Suillus bovinus
Lineage: Eukaryota; Fungi; Basidiomycota; Agaricomycetes; Boletales; Suillaceae
Exons: 6
Coding region: 1-1521 (506 amino acids)
Source: RefSeq, a predicted model, not a curated record